Molecule: messenger RNA, 1245 nt
Organism: Neoarthrinium moseri
Lineage: Eukaryota; Fungi; Ascomycota; Sordariomycetes; Amphisphaeriales; Apiosporaceae
Exons: 3
Coding region: 1-1245 (414 amino acids)
Biological process (GO): phenylacetate catabolic process; fatty acid beta-oxidation
Cellular component (GO): peroxisome
Molecular function (GO): acetyl-CoA C-acyltransferase activity
Source: RefSeq, a predicted model, not a curated record
AUGGCCGCCGAACGCAUUGGUUCCAUCUUCAAGCACCUGUCGCCCGGGUCCAGCUUAUCGCAGAUAACCUCCAAGAACCCCGACGACAUCGUAAUCACGCUUGCCGUCCGUACCCCGCUGUGCAAGGGCAAGAAGGGUGGUUUCAAGGACACCUCGCUCGAGUACAUUGCAUAUGCUCUCCUCAAGGAGGUCAAGGACCGAAUCGGCUUCGACCCAGCGCUCGUUGAGGAUAUCUGCUUCGGAAAUGUCUCCGAUGGCAAGGCAGCUUACAAGAUCCGCGCCGCAUCCCUCGGCGCUGGAUUCUCCAACACCUCCGGUGCCUCGUCCGUGAAUCGUUUCUGCAGUUCCGGCCUGAAGGCGACAGCCGACAUUGCACACGCGAUCUCACAGGGCUCCAUCGAGGUUGGUAUCGCCAUCGGUGGCGAGUCCAUGACUGUCGGCGGCGACCGCCUCGAGGCGCCCUUCGACGAGCAGAUCCUCACCAACCAGGACGCCAAGGACACGAUGGAGGCUAUGGGGUGGACCAGCGAGAACGUCGCCCGCGACUUUGGCAUCACCAGGGAGCAAGUCGACACAUACGCCGCCGAGAGCUUCCGGAGAGCCGAGGAGGCGCAGAAGGCUGGCUGGUUCGAUGACGAGAUCGUCCCGAUCACCACCAAGGUCAAGGGACCUGACGGCGAGCUCAAGACGGUGACCCUCACCAAGGACGAGGGUAUCCGCCCCGGAACCACCGCCGAAGGACUCGGCAAGAUCCGCGCCGCCUUCCCUCAGUGGGGACCUAUCACCACUGGUGGCAACGCUAGCCAGGUCACCGAUGGCGCGGCUGCCGUUGUGCUCAUGAAGCGGUCCAAGGCUAUCGAACUCGGCGUCCCGGUCGUCGCCAAGUACGUCGGCACGACCGUCGCUGGUCUGCCUCCUCGUAUCAUGGGUAUCGGCCCCGCAGUCGCCAUCCCCAAGCUUCUCAAGCAGUUCAACCUCAACAUUUCCGAUAUCGAUGUCGUUGAACUGAACGAGGCCUUUGGAACUAUGGCUGUCUACUGCCGAGACAAGCUUGGCCUCGACUGGGCCAAGAUGAACCCCCGUGGAGGAGCAAUUGCCCUCGGACACCCUCUGGGCACUACUGGUGCAAGACAGAUUGUCACUGGUCUCAGUGAGUGCAGGAGGCAAAAGAAGAAGAUCCUGCUGACGAGCAUGUGUAUCGGAACUGGUAUGGGAAUGGCUGGUCUCUUUGUGAACGAACAAUGA